AUGCCUGUUCCCUUCGAGGCUGUCCUUCACAUGGGCAUGGUGGUCGUCAUGUUCGGCGUCGCCGGUACCGGAUACAACGUCGUUCGUCGACUGGCCGAAGAUGGCAAGCCGAUUCGACACUCGCUCGACGACUGGGAGCGCAUGAUGAUGAAGCGCGACGAACGUCUCACCGGAAGCUUGAGAGGCCAAACUACCAACCCGAUAGCGCCAAAAGAGUUUGCGACCAAUUCCGCAUGGGCCACCGAAAAGCUCUCCUAG
Messenger RNA from Moesziomyces antarcticus, 258 nucleotides. Its product is annotated as NDUFA1, NADH dehydrogenase 1 alpha subcomplex, 1, 7.5kDa. The transcript is spliced from 4 exons. The record is from RefSeq and is a predicted model, not a curated record. Lineage: Eukaryota; Fungi; Basidiomycota; Ustilaginomycetes; Ustilaginales; Ustilaginaceae. The coding region runs from base 1 to 258 and encodes 85 amino acids.